This is a messenger RNA of Cylicocyclus nassatus, 663 nucleotides long. NCBI's taxonomy places the organism in Eukaryota, Metazoa, Nematoda, Chromadorea, Rhabditida, Strongylidae. The record is from the annotation of a GenBank genome assembly.
AUGUACAUGAUGAAUUCGCUACUGCUGCUUUCGGCCGCUGUGCUUGUCGCCGUCCAUGCGAAAAUGCAAAAUGUCACGGUCAAGGGCACCACUAUUUGUAACAAAAAGCGAAUGGCUGACGUUUUGGUGGAACUGUGGGAGAGAGAUACCCUCGACCCCAACGACCUUCUAGACUCAAAGACAACGGGCAAAGAAGGCGAGUUUAUUGUAAAAGGAGGCCAGGAUGAAUUCGGCUCCAUUGAGCCAUUCCUCAGAAUCACACACACUUGCAAUGUGAAACCGGGCUGCAAACGAGUCACCGAGUUUGAUAUUCAAAAGUCGAAAAUCAACACCGUUUAUGACAUGACGGAUUCAGAUAAAGGGAAACUUUGUCAGCAAUUUUAUGCUGAGAAAUAUAAAGUAACGAUCAAUCUUGCUGUCGACCCCAACGACCUUCUAGACUCAAAGACGACGGGCAAACAAGGCGAAUUUAUUGUAAAAGGAGGCCAGGAUGAAUUCGGCUCCAUUGAGCCGUUCCUCAGAAUCACACACACUUGCAAUGUGAAACCGGGCUGCAAAAGGGUCACUGAGAUUGACAUUCCAGAAUCGAAAAUUGGCCUGAUGUAUGACAUGACCUAUGUGACACUGGAUAUCAUUUCCGCUGUGGACAAGGAAGAAUGCUAA